AUGAAUGGAAUAAACGAACGGAACGCAAUGAAUGGAAUAAACGAGCGGAACGCAAUGAAUGGAAUGAGCGAGCGGAACGCAAUGAAUGGAAUAAACGAACGGAACGCAAUGAAUGGAAUAAACGAGCGGAACGCAAUGAAUGGAAUAAACGAGCGGAAUGGAAUGAAUGGAAUAAACGAACGGAACGCAAUGAAUGGAAUAAACGAACGGAACGCAAUGAAUGGAAUAAACGAACGGAACGCAAUGAAUGGAAUAAACGAACGGAACGCAAUGAAUGGAAUAAACGAACGGAACGCAAUGAACACUUUGUAA
Brugia pahangi is the source of this 312-nucleotide messenger RNA. Lineage: Eukaryota; Metazoa; Nematoda; Chromadorea; Rhabditida; Onchocercidae. The record is from the annotation of a GenBank genome assembly.